Pomacea canaliculata is the source of this 1071-nucleotide messenger RNA. RefSeq lists its product as uncharacterized. The transcript has 6 exons. The record is from RefSeq and is a predicted model, not a curated record. Lineage: Eukaryota; Metazoa; Mollusca; Gastropoda; Architaenioglossa; Ampullariidae. The coding region runs from base 51 to 848 and encodes 265 amino acids.
AGCGUUGGAAGGAUCUUGCUGUCUCUGGAAGUUUCAGGACAAGUGUGAAGAUGUUUCACUUCGUGGUGUCAAUGCUGCUGGUCUGUCUGCUGACCUUUGAGGUCACCGACGCUAAGAAAAACAAGAACAAGACGAGUUAUCAAAAGCAGAUUGACAACCUGAGAGAUGAGUUCGAGGCCUUCAAGAACGAAACAUCUGAUGAUGACAAGCCGUACUUUGGAUCAUACGUUCAGCAGGGCGACUGGCUGCUGGCCUUCCGCCUUGUGGCCGGCAACAACCAGCCAGGCUACGACGCCUACAUGGACGUCAACAGAAACGACGACGACCUGCUAGUUCGGGCCUUGACCCCGUGUUCGUGUCUCUCUAUCAACGGCACGUGCAACCGACAGUACCGCGGAUCAGUUCUCUCCCUGUGGACACAGCUGCCCAUCCUUAAGGUGAAACUGUCUUUGUACGAGGGAGGGAAAGAGAAGGCGUUUGCUGUGUUCAAUGGAGUGGGCACUACUUUCACCAGCUGGUUCACUAAUGACAGACUGGAAAAUUCCUCGUGGACCGACCUGAAGGCGUCAGCAAAAAACUUCUUUUCCAUCACUGGAGAUGAUGGACUGAAAAGACGAUUGUUCAUCAACAACGCCUACCCUGGGUGUGCUAACGACGUCGGAUGGUUGGUUGUCAAGGAUGUUGAGGACACGUGUACGUGGGGCAAGUCCACCUCCUUCCCUCUCAUCCUGUACUCUGCGACAGGAAGUAAAGUGGUGUACCAGUCGACAGCCGUGUCUAAAGCCGACUCUCUGGCUGUGUGGGUCUCCUUCAAGGAACCAGAAACAUUCGGCGAGUCCUGCUUCUAGAAAACUCGCAUGUUCGCAAUGUAAAACAUAACACAAGUCCUGGCCAUGAUCCCGCAUGAUCUGAUGAUUCAAGCUGAUGUUGUAGCCAUUGAUUCUUCUGAAUAAUUGUCACGUGACAGAUACGUGUACUUCGUGGCUUCAGAAAAUGAAAGGUUUCACCUUGUCACCAUAUUUCAGUUUGAGAAGUCAAAAGCUCAAAUAAAAACUUGCAAGAACAUUUGAA